AUGUUUCAACAACAGAGUGCCCAUAAUUCAAGCUUUAUUCAGAACAACUCAUUAGUUGUGAUGGACCCCACAAAUGGAAAUAAUGCUACCAGCAAAAGCCCAAAUUUGGCCUCAAAGCAGAGACUGCGAUGGACACAUGAUCUUCACGAACGAUUUGUUAAUGCAGUCGCACAACUUGGUGGUCCAGAUCGUGCUACACCCAAAGGCGUCCUCAGAGUAAUGGGUGUUCAAGGUUUAACAAUAUACCACGUCAAAAGCCACCUACAGAAAUAUAGGCUUGCAAAAUACCUUCCCGACUCCUCGUCUGAUGGGAAAAAGACCGACAAGAAGGAUUCUAGUGACAUUCUAUCAAACAUUGAUGGCUCGUCGGGAAUGCAAAUUACUGAAGCACUUAAGCUGCAGAUGGAGGUCCAGAAGCGACUGCAUGAACAAUUGGAGGUACAGAGACAACUGCAGUUACGGAUUGAAGCCCAAGGCAAGUACUUGAAGAAGAUAAUCGAAGAGCAACAAAAACUUAGUGGGGUUCUUUCAGGAGCUCCAGCUGCCUCUGCCUUUACAGCUCCUGCUUCUGGUGAUAACUGCCCAGAAGUUGAUAAAAACGACCCCUCGACACCCGCGUCCACAUCCGAGUUUCCUCGCCAGGAGAAGGUAUCAAAGGAACGUGCCCAAGGCAAGAGUGUCUCUAUUGAUGAUUCUUUCUCGUCUCAUCACGAACCAUUGACGCCUGAUUCUGGUUGCCAUAGCUCCCCAAGUGAGAGUCCGAGGCCAGUGAAGAAGCAAAUACAGUCAAAGAUGAUACUUGCACAUCAGAUACUGGAGUCUAGUUUAAACUCCACUCACAAGGAAUGAGCUUCAUCUGGAAUAUCGAUAGGGGACGACGGCCAAUUAGACUAAACCAAGUUUUUUUAGUCCUAGUGUUCUUUGUUUACAAAUUAUCUUCCAUGGUUAACUCCGAGUAUAGUUUUGCUAGUCUUUACAUAUUUCGGUGUAUCAUAUCACAUCUCGGCACAUAAAUGUUCUCCUGAGUAGGACCAAUAUUUAGUGAACCAUGAUGGUUAUGUUAAUGAUCGAGGAAGGACCGAUGCUUAAUCUUAAAGAAUUGUUGGAGUUGAAUUCAAUAUUUGCAUGUGAUCAAUAUAAUCGACAAUCCCCUUUCAUUUGGCGA
Molecule: messenger RNA, 1165 nt
Organism: Cucumis sativus (cucumber)
Lineage: Eukaryota; Viridiplantae; Streptophyta; Magnoliopsida; Cucurbitales; Cucurbitaceae
Product: myb family transcription factor PHL7
Molecular function (GO): DNA binding; DNA-binding transcription factor activity
Source: RefSeq, a predicted model, not a curated record